Brettanomyces bruxellensis is the source of this 576-nucleotide messenger RNA. RefSeq lists its product as uncharacterized. The transcript has a single exon. NCBI's taxonomy places the organism in Eukaryota, Fungi, Ascomycota, Pichiomycetes, Pichiales, Pichiaceae. The record is from RefSeq and is a predicted model, not a curated record. Bases 1 to 576 code for a protein of 191 amino acids.
AUGGUGAGAAAAUCAAGAAAAAUCAGAAAGCUUCAGAUCUCUGUGAACGAUACCAUUUCCGCGGUCGGACCUCUAGUACUGACAGACAAUUGCGAGUUUAAAAAAGAGAAAUACCCACUCAACUCCAGAGGCCACCGUCCAGACCUCCGGGUGAUUUAUGGUGGAUUUUGCACAUCUGAGAAAAACGAAGAAUUACGAAUAAAGUACAUUGAAGAAGAGGAUAGCGCAGCACUACUUCAAGAAGGUUUGACCUCAUCUAGAACUUCGUUAAUUUGCUACUUGGCAAGGGCAAUGGAAAGAAAACAUAUCGAGUCGAUGUACAGAUUGGGAAUGGUUCCAGAUUUGGAGGACUCGGCAUCCAACUGUGAAUCCGAAGAAGAUCAAGUGGAAGAAGAGGGGGUGGACCAGGAUGCUGAAGUACAAAAAGUUGGCAGGACCAACGAGAAGGUGCUUGUGGGUUUCGAUAUUCAGGAACCGUAUGUUUUGAAAUCAGAUGACUUGACCACAUCUCCAAAGAUAGUUGGCAAGGACGAGAUAGGCGAUGGUCUGGCACUGCCUGGAUGCGAGUUCAAUUAG